AUGGAAGAUCCAAUCAAGUCGUUACCACCCACAGAGCCAUUUGAGAAAUUGAGAAAGGAAAAACUUCAAUUUUAUCUCUUUGGAGAGCAUUUAAGUGGCUCCAAAGCACCUAUCUUGCAUAAUUCUAUUUAUAAAGCUUUAGGAUUGAGUUGGAACUAUAGUAUAUAUGAAACGAGAGACAAAAACGUAUUUAACGAAAUGCUAAACUCGUCAAGUUGCAUAGGCUGUGCUGUGACAAUGCCCAACAAGAUUGAAUUUGCAAAGGAAGUAGACAUUUUAGAUAAAGUGGGUCAGGGUGUCGGAUCUAUCAACACUGUAUAUACUAGGAAAGACAAGGAUGGAAAAAAUAUCAAGAUUGGAACUAAUACCGAUACAAUCGGAAUAUACCAAGCUUUUAUGCAAAAUGAAGAAGCUAAGAAGAUCGUUGAGAAUUAUAAAGGAAAACCUGGGUUAGUUUACGGAGGAGGUGGUGCCUGUCGUUCAGCUGUGUAUGCGUUGCACGAACUUAUUGGCUGCUCUCGUAUAUAUGUUAUCAACCGUGACCAUAAUGAAGUAGAUGAGUUGAAGAGAUCUGUUGAGCGAUCCGGAUUACGAGCAGAAAUCGUCCAUGUUGAAACUCCCGAAUUUGCAUCUAUGCUAGAAAGGCCUGAAUUGGCCGUUCUUACCGUUCCUGAUUUUCCUCCGGUAACGAAACAGGAGAAGCUUGCCAAAGCGACUUUGGACAUACUUAUGAGGUCCAAAAGGGGCGCUGUCUUAGAGAUGUGCUAUCAUCCUAGAAUUUAUACAAGACUUUACCGUGAGUUUGAAGAAAAUGGGUGGAAUGUGAUAGAUGGCUCCCAGGCCAUGAUAUACCAAGGUUUGGAGCAGAUUAUGCUUUGGAGUGGCCAUACAUUAGAAGAGCUUCCAGUGGAAUUGGCAAAAGAAGAAAUUAAAAGUAACAUCUAA
Priceomyces carsonii is the source of this 945-nucleotide messenger RNA. RefSeq names its product shikimate dehydrogenase family protein. Gene Ontology annotation, biological process: chorismate biosynthetic process; shikimate metabolic process. The coding region runs from base 1 to 945 and encodes 314 amino acids. The transcript has a single exon. NCBI's taxonomy places the organism in Eukaryota, Fungi, Ascomycota, Pichiomycetes, Serinales, Debaryomycetaceae. Gene Ontology annotation, molecular function: shikimate 3-dehydrogenase (NADP+) activity. The record is from RefSeq and is a predicted model, not a curated record.